Molecule: messenger RNA, 2336 nt
Organism: Dipodomys ordii (Ord's kangaroo rat)
Lineage: Eukaryota; Metazoa; Chordata; Mammalia; Rodentia; Heteromyidae
Gene: C1r
Product: complement component 1, r subcomponent
Exons: 11
Coding region: 102-2225 (707 amino acids)
Biological process (GO): zymogen activation; complement activation
Cellular component (GO): extracellular region; blood microparticle
Molecular function (GO): calcium ion binding; serine-type endopeptidase activity
Source: RefSeq, a predicted model, not a curated record
UCCUCCCCCCCGCCCGCCCCCAGCCCUCCCCAACUGGGAGCUGCAGGCCCACAGCCCGGCGGGAAGACAGCUGAGGGCCGGCAUCACAGCAGCCCCGAGUCAUGUGGCGUGCUCUCCUCUGGGUGUCGGCGCUGCUCGGCGGGGCCGGAGGCUCCAGCCCGCAGAAGCUCUUCGGGACGGUGACAUCGCCGCGGUACCCCAAGCCGUACCCCAAUAACGUCGAGACCACCACAGUCAUCGAGGUGCCCCGGGGAUACCGGGUGAAGCUGGUCUUCCGGAUGUUCGACGUGGAGCCGUCCGAAGCGUGUUUCUAUGACUACGUCAAGAUCUCUGCGGAUAAGAAGAGCCUGGGGCGGUUCUGUGGGCGCCCGGGGUCACCCCGGGGCCGCCCCCCCGGGAGGACGGAGUUCCUCUCCCUGGGGAACCGGAUGCUGCUCACCUUCCACACCGACUUCUCCAACGAGGAGAACGGGACGGCCAUGUUCUACAAGGGAUUCCUGGCCUAUUACCAGGCCGUGGACCUGGACGAAUGCACUGCCCCACACAGCCCGCUGGACGGGGGCGCGGGGCCCCCGUGCCAACAUCUCUGCCACAACUACAUCGGGGGGUAUUUCUGUUCCUGCCGUGCGGGCUACGAGCUCCAGAAGGACGGUUCGUGCCGAGCCGAAUGCAGCCGGGAGCUGCACACGGAGCCCUCGGGGUUCAUCUCCAGCCUCGAGUACCCCCGUCCCUACCCCCCGGACUUGAGGUGCAACUACAGCAUUCGUGUGGACAGGGGGUUCAGCCUGCACCUCAAAUUCCUGGAGCCCUUCGACAUCGACGACCACCAGCAAGUCCACUGCCCCUACGACCAGCUCCAGAUCUACGCGAGCGGGAAGAGGCUGGGCGAGUUCUGUGGGAAGCAGAGGCCCCCGGACCUGGACGUCAGCAGCAACGCCGUGGACGUGGUGUUCUUCACUGACGAGUCAGGGGACAGCCGGGGCUGGAAGCUGCGCUACACCACCCAAACCGUCAAGUGCCCCCAGCCCAAGGCCCUGGAUGAGUUCACCAUCAUCGAGAAGCUGAAGUCGCUGUAUGAGUAUCGGGACUACUUCGUGGCCACCUGCAAGCAAGGCUACCAGCUGGUAAAGGGAGACCAGGUGCUGUCUUCCUUCAGCACCACGUGUGGACACGACGGCAUGUGGGAUCGAGCCAUGCCCCGGUGCAAGAUCAGGGACUGUGGACCGCCCCGCGCGCUGCCCAAUGGGGACUUCCGCUACGUCACGGCCGAGGGAGUGAGCACCUACCAGGCCCAGAUCCAGUACCAGUGCCGGGAGCCCUACUACGCCAUGAGCACCCGGGAGGGCCGCAGCGAGGCCCAGCGGGGGGCCUACACCUGCACCGCGCAGGGCGUCUGGAAGAACGAGGAGGAGGGAGAGAAGAUGCCCCGCUGUCUGCCAGUGUGCGGGAAGCCGGUGCACCCCGUGCGGGAGAAGCAGCGAAUCAUCGGGGGCCACACGGCCGAGCUGGGCAACUUCCCGUGGCAGGCCUACACCCACAUUUACGGCCGGGGUGGGGGGGCCCUGCUGGGGGACCGCUGGGUCCUCACGGCGGCCCACACGCUGGCCCCCAAAGACUACGAGCCCCACGAUGCCCACGAGCGCCCCCCGAUCGACGUGUUCCUGGGCCACACCAACGAGGAGGAGAUCAAGAAACUGGGGGUGCGCCGCGUGCGCCGCGUCCACGUGCACCCCGACUACCGCCAGGACCAGCCGCACAACUUUGAGGGUGACCUGGCCCUGCUGGAGCUGGAGAGCAGCGUCCCCCUCGGCCCCCACCUUCUGCCCAUCUGUCUCCCCGACAACGAGACUCUGUACGAGCCGGGCCUCGUGGGCUUCGUCAGCGGCUUUGGCCUCACGCGCGACAAGAUCGCCUUCGACCUCAGGUUCGUGCGGCUGCCCGUGGCCCAGCGCGGGGCCUGCGAGACGUGGCUCCGGAGCAAAGGAAGCCACGAUGUCUUCUCCCACAACAUGUUCUGCGCGGGGGACCCCAGGCUGAGACAGGAUGCCUGUCAGGGGGACAGCGGGGGCGUGUUCGCGGCCAGGGACCACGAGGCUGACCGCUGGGUGGCCACGGGCAUCGUGUCGUGGGGCAUCGGCUGCGGCCGUGGCUACGGGUUCUACACCAAGCUCCUCGGCUACGUGGAUUGGAUCCAGAAGGUGAUGGGGGAGGAAGAGGAGGGCUGAGAGCCCCCCGAAUCCACCUAGAAGGCAAGCUAGAAAAAGGAUCGUGGGAGGGGGGCUGGGGGGAGAGUCUGGUGCCUCACGUCUGUAAUCCCGGCCACUUAGGAAGCUGAG